AUGAGCUUCCACCGCUUCUAUGAGACAUGGUUAAACCAGCUCCACCGUCUCUUGGACCAACACGCCGAGGCCCCGAAACGGCCCACCACCGCGGAACAAAACCACCACCUCCUCCAACUAGUCCACAAGAUCAUGAAUCACUAUGCCGAGUUCUACCGAGUGAAGUCACUCGCCGCCAAGCACGACGUCUUCUACGUCUACUCCGCCCCGUGGUCCACAUCCCUCGAGCGCUCCCUCCACUGGAUUGGCGGCUGGCGACCCACCAUCGUAUUCCAUCUCUUCUACACCGAGUCUGGCAUCCUCUUCGAUGCCCGCAUGGUUGACAUCAUUCGUGGUGUCCGCACCGGCGACCUCGGAGACCUGUCCACGGAUCAGUUCCAUCAAAUCAGCGAUUUGCAGUGCGAGACGGUCCAUGAAGAAAAUGUCAUCACCGGAGAGUUGUCUGAGUGGCAGGACGAUCCGAGUGAUCUCCUCGGAGUGGAUUUGCUUGUGGAUGCGAAAAUGGAACGGCUGGCGGCAAUUAUAGAGAAGGCGGAUGAUCUACGGCUGAGGACGGUGACGAGGGUGGUGGAGCUGUUAACGAUCCAGCAGGCGGCCGAGUUCUUGACUGCAGCGGCAGAGUUGCAGUUUGGGGUCCGUGAGUGGGGGUUGGAUCAGGACCACCACCGGCACCAUGGGGACGCCUGAAUUAUGUUAUGUUCUUUGCAUGCAGUUAGGGUUAAGGUUUGUUUUGGAACUGAUGACGGUGAUUGGAAUUGGUCAGUGUGGUCUGUUUGUGU
This is a messenger RNA of Cornus florida, 779 nucleotides long. RefSeq names its product protein DOG1-like 4. Gene Ontology annotation, biological process: DNA-templated transcription. Gene Ontology annotation, molecular function: sequence-specific DNA binding. The transcript is spliced from 2 exons. The record is from RefSeq and is a predicted model, not a curated record. The coding region runs from base 1 to 687 and encodes 228 amino acids. NCBI's taxonomy places the organism in Eukaryota, Viridiplantae, Streptophyta, Magnoliopsida, Cornales, Cornaceae.